AAAAUAAAUCGUCGUGUGCCAAGUGACAAGAGAUGAAGAUCAAGAUUGAGAUCGCGCGGAUGCGCCAGAGACACAAAAGAAAUUUUUUGUUUGUUUCAGUGAAUUUUCAAACGUCGAACGUUACGCAAACAGGCGGAGAGAAGAUAUCGGUGUUCAGCUAGGGCCAGGAUUGGGAUCAGGAGAUGACAACGCCAACGAAGUGUGCCUACUGCCAGGCACAUGCCACACAGCUGUGCGCGGCCUGCCGCAACGUGGUCUACUGCAGCCGGGAGCAUCAGAAGGAGCAUUGGAAGCGAGGCCACAAAUCGGAGUGCAAGUGCUACGAGCUGGCCAGCAAUGAGCUGCUGGGCAGGCAUCUGCGUGCCACGCGCGACAUCAGGAUGGGCGAGCUGAUCAUGCGCGAGGCGCCGCUGGUGCUGGGCCCAAAGGUGGCCUCGAUGCCCAUCUGCCUGGGCUGCCACAGGAAUCUGUUGCCGCCGCAGAAGCCGGCCCGCAACUACUACAAAUGCAGCGCCUGCAGCUGGCCGCUGUGCGGGCCGGAGUGCGAGAAGUCCGCAUUCCAUGUGGACGAAUGUCGUUUGAUGGCGGCCAGCAAGUUUCAGUCGAAGAUCAACUACAAUCCGGGGCAGCCGGUGGGCAAGGAGUCGGCGUAUUGUGUGAUCAUGCUGCUGCGCUGCAUGCAACUGAAGCAGUCGAAGCCAGCGGCAUUCGCCCGCCUGUGCGAGCUCGAGGAUCACCUGAAGGAGCGUCUGGAGACGCCGCUGUAUCAGGUGCUGCGCGCCAAUCUAAUCUCCUUCAUCAAGACGGUGCUGGGGCUGCGCGAGUGGCCGGACCUGGACAUCCUGCGCAUCGCUGCCAUACUGGACACGAACGCCUUCGAGGUGCGGCAGGCGGGCGAUCGCAUCAAGGUGCGCGGCCUGUUCCCAGGUGGCGCCAUGUUCUCGCACGACUGUGUGCCCAAUAUGCGGCAUCGCUUCGACGACGACAUGAACAUCGUGUUCCUGGCCAAACGCCCGAUUGCCAAGGGCGAAAUCCUCAGCAUCUCCUACACGCAACAGCUGCGCAGCACCAUCCAAAGGCGGCUGCACCUGAAGCAGGUGAAGUGCUUUGAGUGCGCCUGUGCGCGCUGUGCAGAUCCCACCGAGCUGGGCACCUAUGCAGGCGCACAUAUGUGUGCCAAGUGUAAAGUGGGAAAGUUCAUCUCAAUGGAUCCACUGCAAAAUGCCGCCAACUGGCGGUGCGAGGUUUGCAAUGUGAUAAGAUCCGCGAAGGAAUACUUGAUAAACGAUGCGAAAAUAGAGGCAGAGCUGGAAUCGCUGGACAAGACAACGCCGCAGAGCUUCGAGGAUUUCCUCUAUCGCCAUCGCGUGGAGCUGCAUGAGACGAAUACGCAUAUUCUGCAAGCGAAAUAUGCCCUGACGCAGAUCUAUGGCAAUGUAAAAGGCUUUGGCAUGGACGAGCUCAGUGACGCCUCGCUCAAGCGGAAAGUGGAGCUCUGCGAGGAGCUAUUGGAGAUUUCGAAUCUGUUUGAUAGCGGCUGGAGCAUCUUUCGAGGUAACUUGCUGAUUGCCCUGGAGGAGGCGACUGUGGCGCAGGCUAUGCGCUUGGAUGAGGCCAGUGAAUGCGAGGCGAAGCUGAAGAAAGCCGCCGAAAUUUUGGAGGAAAUCACAAAUAUUAUGAAACACGAGCCGGAGAUGCAACAGUUGCUAACAGAAAGAAAACAAAUAUUAGAUGCGGCACUGGAGCGAUUUACAAACAAUGCUUAACAACUGUAAAACUUUAUUCAUCAUUCAACGUGUUAAUAAAAUAUCAUUUUCAACUAUU
Drosophila navojoa is the source of this 1824-nucleotide messenger RNA. RefSeq names its product SET and MYND domain containing, arthropod-specific, member 2 (gene SmydA-2). NCBI's taxonomy places the organism in Eukaryota, Metazoa, Arthropoda, Insecta, Diptera, Drosophilidae. Gene Ontology annotation, molecular function: protein binding. The record is from RefSeq and is a predicted model, not a curated record.